This is a messenger RNA of Aspergillus welwitschiae, 444 nucleotides long. RefSeq names its product CYTH-like domain-containing protein. Gene Ontology annotation, molecular function: magnesium ion binding; thiamine triphosphate phosphatase activity. The transcript is spliced from 2 exons. The record is from RefSeq and is a predicted model, not a curated record. Gene Ontology annotation, biological process: thiamine diphosphate metabolic process; dephosphorylation. Bases 1 to 444 code for a protein of 147 amino acids. Lineage: Eukaryota; Fungi; Ascomycota; Eurotiomycetes; Eurotiales; Aspergillaceae.
AUGGCCCCCUUUGGGCUGCUCACCCUAGAGGUAGAACGCAAGUUUAGCCGACUUGCUGUGCAGCCAUUGACUCUUGCCGGAGGGCACCCACCGUUUCGAAGUCUGCGGUACUUGGGUUUACGCUCCAUGCACGAUAUAUACUACGAUUUAGAUGGCCUGCUAUCCUCGAAAGGCAUUUGGGUCCGCAAGAGGGACGGUGACUGGGAAGCCAAAAUAAAAGAUGGCGGAAAUUUCCAGAAUUCCAGGUUCAUGGAGAUGCGCAACCCAGAGGAAAUCUCUCUUCACCUGAGACUUUCUACGGGUAUCAGCCAAACUGAACUCACCAACUUUGGACUACGGGAGUUGGCUUCCUUUACAACAUUUCGGCAAAGCUGGGUCGCCGACGAUGACUUCACAAUUGUUCAAGACACCAUGGAUUUCGACAAUCAUAUGAACGCGCUCUGA